Messenger RNA from Castor canadensis (American beaver), 4874 nucleotides. RefSeq names its product nucleolar protein with MIF4G domain 1 (gene Nom1). The record is from RefSeq and is a predicted model, not a curated record. NCBI's taxonomy places the organism in Eukaryota, Metazoa, Chordata, Mammalia, Rodentia, Castoridae. Gene Ontology annotation, biological process: ribosomal small subunit biogenesis. Gene Ontology annotation, cellular component: nucleolus. Gene Ontology annotation, molecular function: protein binding; RNA binding.
AUGGCGGCGUCCGCAAGCACGGGAGCUGCUCGUGGUGGCGGCUGCCCGGGGCGCCAGGUCCGCGUGAAGCGUAGCGGCGGGCGCCGCGGUCCCGGCGGCGGCGGGGAGGGCGCCCUGAAGCGGCUUAAGGUGGCCGUGAAGGUCUUCGUGCGGGCCACUUCGGAAGGCGAGGCCCCCGGGGACUGCGCGGGGCGCGGCGGCGGGGCGCGCUCCCGACCAGGCGGGAGGAAGAGCCGCAAGGAGCUGCGCAAGGAAAAGCGACACCUGAGGAAAGCGCGCCGCCUGCAGAGGACGGCAGGCCCGGGGCCGGAGAGUGAGGAGGGCAGCGCCCGCCCGCCGCCCGCCGCCGGGGCCCCCAAGGCCAAGGCCCCCCAGGCUACUGCGGAGGGUCCCCUGGCCCACGUCAAAGCCAAGGCCGCGGCGCCCCGGGGCACAGCCCAGGAUCCCCCACCCCACAUCACGGCCAAGGCCCAGGCUCCCCCCGGGAGAACCAAACCUUCCGCCGCCGCGGCAGCCGCACGGAAACGGGCCCUUCUGGCGGCCAACCAGGAGGAGGCCCGAGAGAUCCGGAAGCUGGAGCGGUGCCUCGGCCUGAACAAGCGCAAGAAGAAGGAUGACGGCCCCACGGUGCCGCUCAGCUUCGCGCGCGACGGGCUGGACUACAUCCUGGGAGCGCUGGAGCCCGGGCGGGCCGGCGGCUUGUACGACAGCAGCGGGGAGGACGAGGACCAGGGCCAGGACCAGGAGGAGGGGCAGACCCUCCCCGAGAGGGACCCAGACAGCAGCGGGGAUGAGGAGCAGGGAGCCGGACAGACCCUCCCCGAGAGGGACCUGGAGAGCGGUUCCGAGCUCGACAGGGAGGAGGAUGCAGGUGCUGGGGCGCAGCCCAGGGACGAGGACGUGGACCCCGAAAGCAGGGAAGAAGCGGAAGGCGGGGCGCGGGAGAAUAGGGGCCGGAAGAGAGUCCGUUUUGCAGCAGACGAAGAAAGACGUCAGAGUUCUUCGGAAGGCGACGACACAAAACAUCAGGAGAAACACUUGUGAAAGUCGUGAAAAGUAUGUCCCACCCCAGUGAGGCAGUUGGAGGGGACAGUGGAUGUCCACAAGCAGGAAGAACUGGAAAGGCUGAAGAAACAUGUCAAAGGUCUCAUUAACAGGCUCAGUGAGCCAAACAUGGCGUCCAUCAGUGGGCAGCUGGAGGAGCUGUACAUGACCCACAGCAGGAAGGACAUGAACGACACCCUGACUGCUGCUCUCAUGGGUGCCUGCGUCACUGCCUCGGCCAUGCCCAGCAGACUCAUGAUGGAGCAUGUCCUCUUAGUCAGUAUCCUUCACCACACUGUUGGAAUUGAGGUUGGUGCUUGCUUUCUGGAGGCAGUGGUGAGGAAGUUUGACGAUGUCUAUAAAAGUGGAGGAGAGGGGAAAGAAUGUGACAACCUGUUCACCAUUGUUGCCCACUUGUACAACUUCCACGUGGUACAGUCUCUCCUCGUCUUUGACAUUUUGAAGAAGCUUAUUGGAACUUUCACAGAAAAAGACAUCGAGCUGAUCCUGUUAAUGCUGAAAAAUGUGGGCUCAGCGUUGAGGAAAGAUGAUCCCUUGUCACUUAAGGAGCUGAUUACAGAGGCCCAGGCCAAGGCCAGUGGGGCAGGCAGCAGGCUUCAGGACCAGACCAGGAUACGGUUUAUGCUGGAGACAAUGCUGGCGCUGAAGAAUAAUGACAUGCGCAAAAUUCCAGGUUAUGAUCCUGAGCCUGUGGAGAAACUGAGGAAAUUACAGAGAGCUCUGGUACGGAGUGCUGUCUCAGGUUCCGAUACUCAGCUUCGUGUCUCCUGGGAUGGUGUCUUGAACGCGGAUCAGACUGGUCGCUGGUGGAUUGUGGGGUCUGCAUGGAGUGGGACCCCAAUGAUUGACAACAGUCAUCAUGCACUCCUGCAGAAACCACUUGCAGGGAUGGUUAGCUCAAAGAUGCUGGAGCUUGCCCGGAAGCAGAGAAUGAACACCGACAUCAGGAGGAAUAUAUUCUGUACGAUCAUGAUGAGCGAGGACUUCCUGGAUGCUUUUGAAAAGCUGCUCAAGCUUGGGCUGAAGGAUCAGCAGGAGAGAGAAGUAGUCCAUGUCCUCGUGGAUUGCUGCCUGCAGGAGAAAACCUACAACCCUUUCUAUGCCUUCUUGGCCAGCAAGUUCUGCAGUUAUGAGAGGCGGUUUCAGAUGACUUUCCAGUUCAGCAUAUGGGACAAGUUUCGGGACUUAGAAAAUUUGCCAGCCACUAAUUUUUCGAAUUUGGUUCACCUGGUGGCACACUUGUUGAAGACAAAAUCGCUUCCACUAUCCAUCUUAAAGGUAGUUGAAUUCAGUGAACUGGAUAAACCCAGAGUCCACUUCUUGCGGAAAGUGUUAACUAUGCUGUUAGUAGAAACAGAAGUUGAAGACCUGGCUUUGAUUUUUGCCAGAGUAUCUGACAACCCAAAGCUGGGGGUGCUGCGAGAAGGCCUGAAGCUCUUCAUCACCCACUUCCUGCUGAAGCCCACACAGGCCCCCCAGAGCGCUGAGCAAGUCAGCAUGCUGAGAGAGAGGGCCAGCCUCGCAGCAAAGGCUCUGCAGGGAAAGACAGCUCUCAGGAUGUAGAGGGGGCCUUGUGAACACAGAGGCCUGUCCUGCCAUCAUAGGGUUUUAUCAGUCUGUCACAUUUUAGAUGGUAUAUUUUGAGUUAAAUUAUAUUGUGUAUACUACAGAUAACUCAAUUUGGUAUCGGGUGCAGGAAGGACAAGGGGAGGGGCAGCACUGGGCAGUGUACUCCCUGAGCCCCUUGUUAAUAGCCUUCAUUCUUUUCAUAAGAUUAUAGGCCACUAGAGGGCAGUGGUCAUAAAUCCAUGUUUUUAUCUUUUUAAAUACUGGUUCAAAGUUUAAAAACCAUCAGUUAACUGUGACAUCUGAUGUCUGAUGAAUUACUCUAACAUUUGCACUGCAGUUGGAUUUUGGACAGGUCAUUUAACAGCCUUGUGAAUGUCUAUUCUCUUACCAGUGUGCUGUAAGUAGAAAGUUUUCACCAUCACUUGCCUGACAUUUUGGGUGGUAGUGGAUAGUCUAUCUACUUUAUAGUGUCUCCCACUCAGUGAUUCCACAUUGCUUAUGAGUGGUUUGGUUUGGUUUCAUUUGCAGUAAGCUGUAGGGUCUUACUGUGCAGGCUGGCCUGCCUGGAACUGAGAUCCUCCUGCUUUGGACUCUGUAGUCUCUAGUGAUGGGAUUACAGGUAUGGCCACCAUGUUUGGCAAUGAAUGUGUUUCAUUAAACAACUCUGAAGUCACCAAAUUGGUAUUGAACACUCAGUGGGAGCAGCUUGCUCGCUGGGUUCUAGAAGGUGUGAACAUGAAUAAAACAUAGCUAGUUUCUGUAACCCCAACACUCAGGAGGCUGAGGCAAGAGGAUCAUGAGUCCCAGGCAAGUCUGGGCAACAAAGCCAGACCCUGUCUCAAAUUAAAAAAAUAAAAAUUAACAAAAAAAGAGGGCUGGGGAUGUAGCUCAGUGGUCACCUAGCAUGAGCAAGGCCCUGGGUUCCAUUUCCUGUACCACAAUAAAAAAAGUUAACCGUAUGCAAGAAAUUAACACAUACUGGAGAGACAAACAUAUGCUAAGUACAGAAAACAGAUCCUGUGAGGAAGAGAAAUGUCUGCAGCUACCACACAUGCACAGGUUUUCAAAGUUUCACAGCCCUUAAAACUUCUCUCUCAAAUGCUGCAGACUUGUCCUUACCCUCAGUUGUUGAAAAAAGCCACUAAGGCGUAAGUAUAGAAGACAAAUGUCAGAAUCCUUUGCCUAGCAGACUGCUGUCCUCUGCAGUGUUGUCAUCGUGGGCAGAUGGGCCCAGGCUCUGGGGAUGUGGCUCCUGUGCAAAACAUCCCUUUUGUUACACUUUGAAAUAACAUCUAAGUGUGGCACUGUGGUGACUAGUGUUAGAUCACCAUGCAAAGGCAUGAGAUUGCUACAUACCCUAAACUGAAGGUUGUAAGUUUCGUAAUGGGCAGGCUUCAUGUAAAACAUCAGUGCUCAGCCCUAAUUCUGAACUCAUUCUACCUGCGGCCUAAGAAAAACCCUGUGUCUUCUACCACGUUCUGAACUUACAUGGCACAGAAGAUGGUGGGAGUUCAGAGUGCAGUAAGUGAAAGCCUUCAUUUCAUUACUGGGCUUUCUCAGAGUGUCUUUCCUAGGAGCUUCUCAGUGCAGCCACAGAGGGCAGAGGAGCUCCAGCUGGAAUGUGACAGCAAAAUGGUCCCCUCAGGGAGGCAAGUGCUCCAUGACACAGUGUGUGGAUUGUGCUGACCUCACUGGGGAGGAGUUCCUUUGGGUUGCAGCAGCUAGGAUCAGGAGAGACUAGUGCAAUGGCACCGUGUAGCCUCAGAUGACCUUCAGUCUCCUUACUUGAGAUGCAGGUGUGGCUAGAUUCAUUUUCCCACUUUUAUAUUGUCUUGUGUUAUCAAGACAAAAAUGACUGUACUUGCCAUGUGACUUAACUAUUAUCUAAGUUUGCAUUUAUUACAUGGCAGGUUGUUCAUAAAUGUGUGCAUUUCUUAACAAUAAAAUGUGGGUUAUCACACAGUAGUAACUGUACUUCAGUAUAAAUGGUAAAUACAUCCUGACUAAAAGCUACUGUGAACCUAAAUGUAUAGGUUUGGGGGCUGGGGAUGUAGCUCAGUGUUAGGGCACUUGCCUAAUGUGGUUUUCAUUUCCAGAACUGCAAAAAAUCCAUGUGUGUGUUUAAAGUGUAUUAUAAAAGCAUUGGAAAUUCUGCAAGGAACUUAGUCAAUGCUUUGUGUGUCUGUGUGUCUAUGGACUUUUGCAUUGCAGGAUGAGAACUGCUAACAGACAGCAUCACU